This is a messenger RNA of Seminavis robusta, 4515 nucleotides long. Lineage: Eukaryota; Bacillariophyta; Bacillariophyceae; Naviculales; Naviculaceae. The record is from the annotation of a GenBank genome assembly.
UCUCAACUGCGUCAAGCAGGUGCACGGCGCACCAAUUCAUAAUCACAUUUUCUUCAUCUCUCACUCGAUCGCAGAGAGCUAGCUAGCUAGCUAGUAGCGAUAGUUUCUUGAUUUACAUGUGCCAGGAACUUUCUUGGUUUACAUGUUCCAACACCCCAUCUGAUACUUUUGGCGCUUCCCUUGAGAUCGGCAUCAGCUCUAAAGUAGGUUGCGGUAGCAACAGUCUGAGAACAGAGCAGUGGUACGGUGCACAUCGUGAUACGCACACUCGCUUCUGACAGCACACUCGUCGACCGAAGGGUGUCUCGCCGAACUAGAAGACAAUUGGCUUCCAUCCCAGUGCACGGCGGUAGGCGGAAACUUGUUGUGCCAGCUCCCCAAACUUCUUGCUGCGCAAAUGAAUUUUCCACGAAAGCAGGAGGUGGGAACUGUAAAUACCGAUGGUCUAUUUUGCUUCGAUGACGACGAGUAUGUUGAUAGUGGCAAUCCCAAGGAGAUGGCAAGAAGGGCAAUCUUGUCAUCGACCUCUGCUGGACAUUCGUUGUUGGACACUCUCACACCAAAAGACAUUGAAAAGCUUGCACAGCUUCUCAAACCUGCCAUCAUUCGUCCUGAUGAAGAUGGCGAGAUGUUUGUGGAAGCCGGGGACCUAGUUAAAGAAUCCGCACUUCCUAGACAGGAUUGGGAGACUUGCGGCAAUGAAGAUGAGAGGAGUCGCACAGAAUGGCAUGCCCCCUUUGGACAGAGCACUUACUCUCUCAUCUAUUUGUGUAGCAUUGACAGCCCAGCCUUUUGGUAUGCAGCAUUUGUGUACUUUCUCCAAAUCACAACCAUUUUGCUGACAAUGAUUGAUGUAAUAGAUUGGGAUGGGCUCAACUUGCCGCCUAUGGUUGAUCUGAGUGUGACAAUUGCUCAAGGAGUUACCCUCUUUCAGGCCAUCGCUUUCCAAUCAGAUCUCAUUGAGGUCGUCAUGAAGUUCAAAGAUGGCUUUCAUCCAGAGGCUCUGGAAAAGCACCCCGGAGCAUCCUAUGCAACUUGGCUCGUUUCUUGCAUUGCUCAGCUCAUUGCUGGGCUCCUCCUCCUUGUGACAAUCUUCAUUUUGAUCCUUCAAGUUGACAGUGUGUUGGACAUUAUGCUCAACUUUGCUGCUCUUGAGUUCAUGGCGGACAUUGAUGAUGUGGCGUUCUCCUUGGCCAAGUCUGGUUUUCUUGGGGGCAGUAUCCAAAGGGCUGCAACUGGAGUCACGAACUUCAAAGUUCGCAAGAGGCCUUCAUCAGAUCAAGGAUUUCGGCAACGUUCUUGGAAGUCUGGAGUUUUCCUUUUGAUCAUUGUCGUUUUGGUUUCUGCAUGGGCGACUAUUGUGGCCUUUAGAAGUUCAGGCCAAUACUUGUGCAGCACCAUCAUGGUUAAUAUGGGAGAUGACUUUGUUCCUUCCCUGGGCACAUUCAAUGGCUUGUAUGAUUUAGAUCCAUCUGCGCUCUCCGGGUUGGAGUGGCGGGCAGAAUAUGUGGAGAGGCGCUCGAUCGAAAUUGAUACUCCUGGUCGGGGUAUCUUUGGCUACUGUAGUGACAUCAAAGCUUGGACAUUUCGAGUGGAAUCAAGUGGCAGCAAUGAGAAGGGAGAUCCAUGCAACUGGAUUUCCAGAUCGGCUGAAACAGAUACCUUUGAUAUCUCAGAGACAGCAACAAUCCAGUGGUUUGUUCGGGAUGACACACUUCGGGAAGUUGUACUUGAGCCAUUCAUCCUCUUCUGCUUUGACUGCUCCAAUGCUGAGGAAGGAAGUGGUGACUGUGGUGGGAAAGGAAUCUGCACUAAUGCUGUCUGUGACUGUGAAGAUGGCUGGUAUGGUCUCCGUUGUGAAUUUGUCAGUCCUUGCACUGGGAUCACUGUUGAUGCUCGAACAGAAAAGUUUGCCAGCACCAGGGAUUGGGUAAGUGAAUACCAAUCUAUUGAGCUGACUAGUGGGGCAUUGGUGGAAGCAUAUCACAGGCCAGUCUAUAUCCAUGAAUACAGCACUGGUGAUUAUGAUGUUGUCCUGUUCACUGGUGGUCGUUGGGCUUUGACAUCAUCCAAAUUAUUGCCACAUGGUGGACGGAUCCCAACCAGUGACCUCUCUGAUGGCCAAGAUGAUGCUGGGAAUGACAUUGGAAAUUUCUUCAAACAUUCCUUCCAUGGAUACAAUGGAUACCAAGCCAACUAUUCUGUAGCAUUUCUCAGUGACUACAUGCAAAUUGGAACGCAGAUGGACUCUAGCUCUCCUGUUGGCUUUUCCUGGCACCAUGCCACAGCCAAAGAGAGAACAGCUGAUAGCGAGAACCAGGGAAUGGGCAAGUUGGUUGAUACAGAGUUUCUGUGCCGUACUUGUGAUGAUGAUUUGAACCCUUGCCUCUAUGAUGGGAGGUGCAAUGAUGGUCAUUGUGAAUGCUAUCUUGACUCCUUUGGGAGUCUGUGUGAAGUCCCACCAGUUGGGAAUGGUCACUGUGACCCCUUUUUUAAUGCUCCUGAGUUUAAGAUGGAUGGGGGAGAUUGCUGUGAGUCAACAUGUGAAAGUACCCCAAGGUAUGCCUGUGGGGCAGAGGAACAUGGUUAUGUCAGCACAGGAUACUACUACUGCAAAGAGCCAAAGGAUGAGUGGGACAACUAUGUUUUGAAUAGUGAUGUUGGCACCUGGUCUGGAUAUGCCUUGGAUCUUUCCAUGAAGUCAUUGGCUGUUUCAGAGCUUUUGGAGGACCGUGUACUAAUUUAUGACAAGUUUGAAUCGUCAUGGAUUCUCAGGGAGACUAUCACAGGGACUACAAAGUCAAAUUUUGGGUUGCAUGUGGCCCUCUCUGCUGGUCCCUUCAAUGCAGUUACCAACCCAAGCUUCAAGGCUCCUCUUAUAGUUGUCAUUGCAGAUUCAAAUUCUCUUCAAAUCUACAGGUGCAACUCAGAUGGUUGUACCCCUACGCAAAAGUUCCCAAAGGUUCAGAGCUUUGCGUUAUCUGAUGAUGGCACUGUCCUGGCAAUGGCUUUUCUCCAAAGACACCAGCCACCCAAUUUCAUACAAGUUUAUGAGUCUGAUCAAGGUCUCUUCCAGUUCCGGUCAAAUGUCACUGUCACAAGAAACAACACCAAGACAUUCCUGUACUCAAUGUCCUUGAGUGGUGAUGGUAGUCAACUGGCUGUGCAAGCUAAGCUCCAAGGGGCUGACCCCAAAACAAAGGCACGUGUGGUGACUGAUGAGCACAUUGCUGUCAUGCGGUGGAGUGAAAAUUCUCAGGUCUAUGAAUUGGAGACAGAUUUUCCACUCAAUUAUGUUGUUUCCAGUCUGAGCUACCAGCUGUCACUGGCAUGGAACCAAGAUGGCACUGUCCUUGCCUAUCUCUUUCCAAAGUGCCAAGGCUCUCAGCUGCACAUUUAUGUCCGCGACCAAGACACAUGGGUACAACGAAGGGCUCCGGAGACAAACACUACUGAUUGCAUUGACAGCAGUCGGCCUGGUCGGAAUAAUGCCUUGGCACUCUCUGGCGACGGAUCAAUGAUUGCAUUCAGGGUGGGUAACAAGGUCAGAGUUUACAGAUGGGAAGCUGAAUUCAAAUUUUGGAAUUCUUUGGGAGACGAGUUCCCAUUCAUACACUACCCAAUUGCCAUGAGUGUUGAUGGCAGUGAACUUGCAAUUGGGUCCCCUGAAGAAGACAUUGGAGGAGUCACUGCUAUCUACUCUCUACCAGGAAGGAAAGAGUGCCCCAGUGGUAUGACCUUAUUGCGGCUUUCUCUCACCCUUGAACCCUUCAAUGCUGAUAAGGUGUCUUGGAGCAUAAUGAACAACAGCACAGGAGAAGUCUUGUUUGAGCAAGGACCGUAUCCACCUGAUUAUGGCAAGGCGACAAUUGUGGAGGAGACAUGUGUCCCUGCUGAUUCUUGCUACAUUUUCUCAAUCUACAACAGGGAAGGGAAGGGCAUCCGUGUUCCUGGUCAGUAUGUACUCUUCUUGGAUGGAGAAAAAGUUGGGCAGGGGACCUUUGAAGGGCUUUUCGGCACAAUCAACUUUGGAAACUGUGCUACAUGUCCUGUUGGUACUAAGCUAUUCCGGAUGGCAAUGUUGUCUUGUGUGCCAGUGCAUUGGAAACUGUGGGGUGCAUUUGACGAGGUUGCCACGAGCAAAGAAAAGAUUUUGUAUCAUCCGCCAUUCAAUGAUGAUAUCUUCGAGAUUGACCCAUCCUGUAAUGAUGGCGGGUGGUCUGAGGACUGCACAGAUUGGGCCUAUUAUGAAUCUUGUCUAGAUCCUACAGAGUGUUUUGCUGUCCAAUCGGACUCCAACGUCCAAGCUUACCUUGAAGUCGAUGAUUUUGGAGCUGUGAGAAAGUUGCCAUCUCCAUCCUCUGUGUGCACUAGAGUUGGUACAGUUUUUGGGAAUCAAGAUGUCUGCCACAACAGAGUUUGGCGGGAACUGCAUUCUGUUUGACAUGAUCCUCAUCAAGCAAACAAACGACUUUAUUUUAGCGCUGGGCUGUCUAACAAAUAAGAAUCGACAUG